UUCACAAUUUCCGGGAUGGGGCUGUGGUGGGGCACAGUGCAGCCUCCAGCCAGGAGGAUGGGGUGGCUCCCACUCUUGCUGCUUCUGACACAAUGUUCAUGGGCUUUUGGGCAGCGCUCACCACUGAAUGACUUCCAGCUGCUCCGGGGCCGAGAGCUAAAGAAUCUUCUACAUACAGUGGUGCCAGGGCCUUGGCAGGAGGAUGUGGCAGAUGCUGAGGAGUGUGCUAGGCGCUGUGGGUCCCUUCUGGACUGUCGGGCCUUCCACUACAACAUGAGUAGCCAUGGUUGCCAGUUGCUGCCAUGGACCCAGUACUCACCCCACAUACAGCUGCACCAUUCUAGUCUCUGUGAUCUCUUCCAGAAGAAAGACUACGUUCGGAACUGCAUCAUGGACAAUGGGGUCAGCUACCGGGGCACUAUGGCCAGGACAGCAGAUGGCCUGCCCUGCCAAGCCUGGAGCCACAAGUUCCCCAAUGACCACAAGUAUACACCCACACCAAAGAAUGGCCUGGAAAAGAAUUUCUGUCGGAACCCUGAUGGAGACCCCAGAGGUCCCUGGUGCUAUACAAUAAAUCAUACUGUGCGUUUCCAGAGUUGUGGCAUCAAGUCCUGCAGGGAAGCUGUUUGUGUUUGGUGCAACGGCGAGGAUUACCGCGGGGAGGUAGACCGAACGGAGUCGGGACGCGAGUGCCAACGCUGGGACCUGCAGCACCCUCACUCGCACCCCUUCCAGCCUGGCAAUUUCCUGGACAAAGGUCUAAAAGACAACUACUGCCGUAAUCCUGAUGGAUCUGAGCGGCCCUGGUGCUACACCACAGACCCACAUAUCGAGCGAGAAUUCUGCAACCUCCCCAGUUGCGAGCCCAACCAGCCACGGCCCAUCCAAAGAUCCAAAGCACACCAGCACAAGGGCAAAGCUUUAAACUGCUUCCGCGGGAAAGGCGAAGACUAUCGAGGCACAACCAAUACCACCUCUGCUGGUGUGCCCUGCCAGCGUUGGGACGCGCAGAGCCCGCACCAACACCGCUUCGUGCCGGAGAAAUAUGCUUGCAAGGACCUUAGGGAGAAUUUCUGCCGGAAUCCUGACGGCUCGGAGGCGCCCUGGUGCUUCACGUCGCGACCUGGUUUGCGCGUGGCCUUCUGCCACCAGAUCCCACGCUGCAGAGAGGAAGUGCCCCCAGAGGGCUGCUAUCACGGCUCAGGACAACAGUACCGCGGCUUGGUCAGCAAGACCCGCAAGGGCGUCCAGUGCCAACACUGGUCGGCGGAGACACCACACAAGCCACAAUUCACACCUAUCUCAGCACCGGAAGCUGGAUUGGAGAAAAACUUCUGCCGAAAUCCAGAUGGGGAUAGCCAUGGACCCUGGUGCUAUACUACGGACCCAGCGACCCUGUUUGACUACUGUGCCCUACACCGCUGCGAUGAUGACCAGCCACCAUCCAUUCUGGACCCCCCAGACCAGGUGCAAUUUGAAAAGUGUGGCAAAAAGGUGGACAAGAGGAACAAUCUUCGCGUGGUGGGGGGCCAUCCUGGGACCUCACCUUGGACAGUGAGCUUGCGGAACCGACAGGGCCAGCAUUUCUGUGGAGGGUCCCUAGUGAAGGAGCAGUGGAUACUAACUGCCCGGCAAUGCGUCUGGUCCUGUCAUGAACCUCUCAUAGGAUAUGAGGUAUGGUUAGGGACAAUCAACCAGAAUCCACAGCAUGGGGAGUCAAACCUGCAGCAGGUCCCAGUAGCCAAGACAGUAUGUGGACCUGUAGGCUCCCAGCUUGUCCUGCUCAAGCUGGAGAGACCUGUGACCCUGAACCAUCAUGUGGCCCUGAUCUGUCUGCCUCCUGAGCAGUAUGUGGUGCCUCCAGGGACCAAGUGUGAGAUUGCAGGCUGGGGUGAAUCCAAAGGUACAAGUAAUAACACAGUCCUUCAUGUGGCCUCAAUGAAGGUCAUCUCCAACCAGGAAUGUAAUGUGAAGCACCGAGGACAGGUACAGGAGAGCGAGAUGUGCACCGAGGGAUUGCUGGUCCCUACAGGGGCUUGUGAGGGUGACUACGGGGGCCCGCUUGCCUGCUUUACUCAUAACUGCUGGGUCCUGGAAGGACUUAUAAUCCCCAAUCGAGUGUGUGCACGGCCCCACUGGCCAGCCAUCUUCACACGUGUGUCUGUUUUUGUGGACUGGAUUAACAAGGUCAUGCAGCUGGAGUAGAUCUGGCCUUGAUCCUUUGCUUUUUUCCUGUCAAACAUAAAGCCGCCUUUUCUCUGUGCCUGUA
Messenger RNA from Nannospalax galili (Upper Galilee mountains blind mole rat), 2269 nucleotides. RefSeq names its product macrophage stimulating 1 (gene Mst1). Gene Ontology annotation, biological process: proteolysis; regulation of receptor signaling pathway via JAK-STAT. The record is from RefSeq and is a predicted model, not a curated record. The transcript is spliced from 18 exons. Gene Ontology annotation, molecular function: receptor tyrosine kinase binding; serine-type endopeptidase activity. Bases 16 to 2205 code for a protein of 729 amino acids. Lineage: Eukaryota; Metazoa; Chordata; Mammalia; Rodentia; Spalacidae.